Molecule: messenger RNA, 1068 nt
Organism: Mauremys mutica (yellowpond turtle)
Lineage: Eukaryota; Metazoa; Chordata; Testudines; Geoemydidae
Gene: CNR2
Product: cannabinoid receptor 2
Exons: 1
Coding region: 1-1068 (355 amino acids)
Biological process (GO): cannabinoid signaling pathway
Cellular component (GO): membrane
Molecular function (GO): cannabinoid receptor activity
Source: RefSeq, a predicted model, not a curated record
AUGAAGAAAUGUCAGAUGGCCAAUUGCAGCAUGGACCUGGAAUGUUACCAGGUCCUCAGCAGCCACACUCAGAAAACAGGCAUAACUGUGCUGUGCUCCAUUGUUGGGAUCCUGUGUGUUUUGGAAAACUCUUUGGUGUUGUAUCUGAUAUUUGCUUCCCCUAAGAUCAGGAAAAAGCCUUCCUACCUCUUGAUCAGCAGCCUGGCCUUAGCAGAUGUCUUGGCCAGCGUUGUAUUUGUCUGCAGCUUUCUUGAUUUCCAUGUCCUCAACAGCACUGAUUCCUCUAAAGAGAUCUUCUUGCUGAAGCUUGGAGGGGUCAACACAUCCUUCACCGCAUCCUUGGGCAGCUUGCUGAUGAUGGCAUUUGACCGCUAUGUCUGUAUCCAUCGGCCAUCAGAAUACAAGGUCAUAGUGACGAGGAAAAGGGUGGUGGUGGCUAUGGCUGUGAUGUGGAUAGCUACCAUGAUUAUUGCCUUCCUGCCUCUAAUGGGGUGGAACUGCUGCAAGGUAAACUCAAUGGGGUGGAACUGCUCUGAGCUGUUUCCCUUUGUUGAUAACAAGUAUCUGUCAAGCUGGAUCUGCCUGGUAAUGAUUCUACUGCUGUGUAUAGUGUACGCCUAUGUCCGGGUGCUGUGGAAGGCUCAUAAGCACACGGUGUACAUGGAGAAACGCCAAACCCAGGCUGGGCAGCGGAAUGCAAAGAUGAGGAUGGACAUCACGCUCGCCAAAACAUUAGUGAUGGUCCUGGCCAUUGUCGUGACAUGCUGGUCCCCAGUGCUGGCUCUCAUGACGUACAGCCUCUUCGUCAGCCUGAACGAUAACAUCAGAAAGGUGUUCGCCUUCUGCAGCACCCUCUGCCUGGUGAACUCCAUGGUGAAUCCCAUUGUCUACGCCCUACGAAGUAGGGAGCUGCGCUCCUCUUUGAGGAACACUAGCUCGCGGUUCAGGAAGAAGGUGAGCAUCUCAGAGAGCAUCCCGGAAGCAGACAGCAUUCAGAAAUCCUCACAGAUAGAAACCAUCUGUGACGACACUGCGUGCAACACGGACAUGAAUCUGCUGAAAGCCUGA